UCAAAAAUUAAGAAAACAGACCAAAGUAAAAAGCAACCAAAGCAAAAGCAAUACAAUACAAAAAUUUGUUUUAUAAAUAAAACUACAAUUUAUAAAAUCGCUCGUAAAAGAUGGUUCACUUCAAUAUUUGUGGACGAAAGAAUGUAAUUCAUUGCAAUGCAAAAUCCUUAAAAGAACUGCAGCAAGAAAUAUUCAAUGUCACAAACUUAAAUCCAGAGCAAUUCUACUUAUUACAAAAUGGUAAAAUAAUCACUCCAGAUACGUACCAUAAUGACUCCACAGCCAACAUAAACGUUCAGCUGCGCACUCUUGGUGGGAAAGGAGGAUUCGGUUCUAUGCUACGAGCCAUCGGUGCACAAAUCGAAAAAACAACCAACCGAGAAGCUUGUCGUGAUCUCAGUGGUCGUAGGCUAAGAGACAUCAACGAAGAAAAACGGCUAAAGGCAUGGCUGGAAAAACAAAAAGACCGAGAAGCUGAAGCUGAGGCAAAAAAGAAGAAAAAAGUUGAAAAACUUCUACAUGUCCCGAAGCAUGAAUUCAAAGACGAACAAUACGAAGAAGCCAGAUCGAAAUUGACUGAAAAAGUGAACGAUGCUGUGGAGGAGGGUUUAAAGAAAGAAGAAGAAAAACAAGUCGACAAACCAAACUUGAAACGAAAAGCCGAACCAACUGCUAAAGCUAAGAGUAAACAAAAUUCACUGUGGUUAGGAGCAGACAUUGAUGGUUCAUCGGGUUCUUCUUCAGACAGUGACGAUUCAGAGACUGGUGACGGGCCCUCCACAUCGAGUAAAAUGAUUAAAAAAUAGCUUUUAUGUACAAAAUGCUUAAUUAUUCUUAUAGACAAUAAAAAUCUUUAUAUGAUUCAAA
This is a messenger RNA of Eupeodes corollae, 867 nucleotides long. Its product is annotated as splicing regulator SDE2. NCBI's taxonomy places the organism in Eukaryota, Metazoa, Arthropoda, Insecta, Diptera, Syrphidae. The transcript is spliced from 2 exons. The coding region runs from base 111 to 806 and encodes 231 amino acids. The record is from RefSeq and is a predicted model, not a curated record. Gene Ontology annotation, cellular component: nucleus.